CAUUAGUUCUGAAGUAUUAUUACAAAUGCCUGGGCCGCUUCCUUAAACUAACGGCUGGGAGUAAUCCGCAUUCAUGAGCAGUGCGACAGAAGCCAAGGAUUGGCGUUUAGGCUCCUUGUUCGGCAGUUGGUUGCAUCUUAAAGGAGGAAGAAAGUCAAGAACAGAGCAGUGAGAUAAAGGAAAACAUGGCAUCCAGAACAGAAUACUACCUUGAAUCACUCAUAACUGAUGCUUUUAAGGGAAAGGGAUUUCAGAAAAUAAAUGAAUUGUUUGAAGAAAAAGAAAUUUACUCUCCUCAAAAAUACAGCAAACAAUUGUUUAACCAACUUGACAAAGUGCUGAAAAAGGAGUUGGACAAGAAUGAAUUCCAAAAUGUUUCCUUGUUGUUGAAAUGCAUUCAGAUGUACUUUAAAAGUGAUCCUCAAGAAGGGGCGAGCUUGCUUAUUCAGCAAGGGCUGAUACCGAAGAUGGUAUCUUGGUUUGAAAGAGCAAGAGAAUUUUUGAUCCUCAUAGAGCCAGCAAAGAAUAAAUCUCUGCUGAGACUUGUGGAAGAUUUCUUUGACUCUGCAUUGGUCAUUUGCAAAUGCAACAGUGAAGGAAAGAAACAGUUGCUGGAUUCAUUCUUACCUGACCUUGGACAGCUAGUGACUGAAACUAAUGUUGGCUGUGCACUUCGGCAGGAGGCUUUGAGGACUCUGAACUCUAUGCUGGACAGUGUACCACGGGAAGAGAGAAGAAAAUUUCCUAUGUCUGAAGAAAUGUGUUCGCUUACGAAAGAUCUUGCAAAAACAAUUCUGGAGGUUGGUGAUUAUGACCUUCAGGUUGCUCUUUCGGAAGCACUAUGUAGGCUGAUAACAAAAAAAUGGAGGGAUGACCUUGUUUACAACUGGUUUGAAGAUGAUUAUCUUGCUGAAGCUUUCAAAGAGAUAAAGGAUAGAGACUUUGAGACGGACUGCAGAAAAUUUCUCAAUCAACUAAAUGACAGACUUGGGGAUAAAAAAAGAGUUCAUUCAUUUCCCUGUAUAUCUGCUUUUGCUGACAUGGAGGAGGUGAAGAAGCCAUCAGAUGAGAAACUGGAGGAGUUUUGGAUUGACUUCAAUGUUGGAAGUCAGUGUGUGUCUUUCUACAUAGACAGCACUGAGGGUGCUCUUUGGGACUCAGUGAGACUGCCAACAGAAACUGUCAGUAGUUACAGUCUGAGAGAGGAUAAUGAAGAAAAGAUAGUUAAAAUUUACCUGAAGAACCCUACUAUGAUCAAUGGCAAAGAAGUAACAAAAAUCAAAAUUCUCUUCAAUGCCAAAUUUGAUAUUUUGAAUACACUCAAUGAAGUUCUGGGAGAAGACAAAAUGAUGAUCAAGACUGAUAGAGAGAAUCUCAUCAGCACUGAGGAACAAACAAAGCAAAAUGGAACAUUAAUAAAUUGUGAAUUCAGCUACUUACAGUGGAAGAAAGAUUCUACAAACAGUGAAAAAACAGAUUCUUUAUCAGACAUCCUGACUUCUCAAUAUAGUGAUCAAUCGCAUAAAACUAGUUCUGGUGUCACUACGAGCAUGGGAAGCCAACAGACUGAAACUGAAGAUGCUAAGCUAAGCCAAGAGUGUGAAGCUGCAGUUUCCCAAACUCUUUCAGCAAAAAAGUCUAAAACUCCAUCACCUAAACUGAAUGAUAAAACCAGUGAACCACCCAUAGAAGAACAGCCAGAUUUACAGGUUGUAGAAGAACAUUCCCCAGAGGCUGAUGAAUGGGAGAAGAAAAAUAGAAGAACAAGCUUGAGCAAACAAAUAAUGGAAGCAAAGAUGAAUUCCUAUGACUUUGAAAAUUCAUCUGACUCUCUGAAUUAUGAGAAGGUCACUGAAGCGAAACAAAAAAUUCUUGGCCAGAAGAUUUCAUUACAAAACCAGAGAAGUCACGAAAAUGGAAACAUGAAACGGGAAUCAACCAAACUAGAGAGAAGGCCGUCUGAUUAUAGGAAACAUCUUUUCUCCGAAAGUAAUCGUGACUCUCCAAGCAAUGGUCAGAGUGAAAAGAGCUGGAUCCUAGAUUCUCAGAAAAAAUCGUUACCAAAAACCUUAAAUUAUACCCGAAGAAGGCCAAGGGUCAGAAGUAAAUUAAAAGUGUUGCCAUUAUCGUCUGCAAGUAGUGGCAGUGAUUACCACACAAAGAAAGUUGGUGUUUCAAGACCAACAAUGCACAGGGAAGCGCUGAAGAAGGAAAUCAAAUCCAGUGCAAUGAGGCUUGAUUUCUCUGCAGUGGAACUCCCUGUUAAAGCACUUCUUUCAGAUGAUUUGGAAGCAGACGAUCUGACGCUACCAUUAAGUGCAUCUUCCCAUGAGUAUUCUGAUGCUGGAGAGAAGAAAAAAUAUGAGGAGGUAUCCAGUAAAUUACCAGGAGAAGAUAAAGUUUCCAAAUUUAAACGAAAAGGCUCAGAUCUAUCGCUUGGUGGUGUCAUAAAAAAGCCUAAACUUUCAAGAUGGCAAAUGGAUCAGUCAUUUCCUAGCAUUUCUUCUGAGCCAAAAAAACUUUUUGAUUCAAUAGAGAAGAAAAAGGAGAUUCAAACAGGUCGGGAAUCAGAUGAAUCAGAUGACACCUUUGUCUCCAAGAUACUGCAUGAGGAUGUCAGUGAUUCUGGUGUCAUUGCUGCCUUUGAAAACUUUACCAACCAACUAACAAAAACAUUCUGGUCCAGGUACAAAAGAAUGGAGAUUUGUGCAAAGAAUGCUUUGAAGACAUCUGAAAAAAGUGUGUCGGCUUUAUUAAAUCAAAUACAUCAAUGCAGACUGAAUAAAUUGGAGAACUUCCACAAGGUUGUUGUCCAAGAACUUGCCAAUCUUGAGAAGGAUGCUCAAAUUUUAUCCAUCCUUGAGAAGGACACAGUGGACUUUUGGAAUAAACAGUCCAUCAAACUGAGCUCUUUCUGUAAUCAUCAAAAGCAAAGGAUUCAGUCUAUGGAUUCAGUAUUGGAAGAAACUGUGAGGAGUUUUAAAGAUACAAUACAAAAUACAAAGUAUGAACAUCCACAGGAGAUGGUGGAAGAAAAUAGUAAGGUGUUCGUUGUUGCUUCUGAUUAACAAAACACUAUAUUGUAUUGUAAAACAGUUUUUGAAGACAUCACGCACCUUAUGUUGUUUCUAUAGAAGAACUCUGAGUCUUGUGGAGAAUAUGGAGGCUGUAUUUUCCUCAAUCUCUCCCCUCUCAAAAUAAUUACAAUACUAUUUUUGACUUUUUUAUUACUCAGGUGUGUCCUUCCAUUGUCCAUAAGGAGUGGUACCCUUGGGUUCCUUGCAGUGCUACCUUUAGGUCCAACUUAAAUUUGAGUUUCAAGGAUGAACAGAAAUCCAAAUAAACAUCAUGCUUUAUAUCACAAAUUGAUGUAAAAUGGAUUGCAUUAAACAUUUUGUUAAUACCUUUACAAAUAAACUCCUUUAGUCAUUA
Dermochelys coriacea (leatherback sea turtle) is the source of this 3432-nucleotide messenger RNA. It is a transcript of the gene SYCP2L, whose product is annotated as synaptonemal complex protein 2 like. NCBI's taxonomy places the organism in Eukaryota, Metazoa, Chordata, Testudines, Dermochelyidae. The record is from RefSeq and is a predicted model, not a curated record. The transcript has 36 exons. The coding region runs from base 186 to 3068 and encodes 960 amino acids.